AUGCCCAUCUGUAGUUUGACUUUGUAUAUUUUAAUUGCACUGCUAGAUGAAUCAUUUGUUACCAUUGUGCAUUUAGAUUCCCAUGAUGCAGUUCUGAGAUUCAACUCUGCCCCAACAGAAGGUUAUGAACAAGAUGUCGGAAGCAAAACUACAGUGCGUGUAAUUAAUUCUCAGAUUGUUGCAAAUCCGAAUCACAACUUUAUCAACAAUGUUCUGUACAAAGAUGUAGUAUUGGUAGCAUGGGAUCCUCCCCCUUAUUCUGCAAAUCUUGACAAGUGGUACAGAAAGCCAGACCAUAAUUUGUUCGCCCCCUACUUACAGUAUCGCAAGAAGAACCCAGACCAACCAUUUUAUAUUCUCCAUCCAAAGUUUGUAUGGGAGCUGUGGAACAUUAUCCAGGAAAAUACAAAGGAAAAAAUUCAACCCCAUCCGCCUUCUUCAGGAUUUAUUGGAAUAAUUAUAAUGAUGUCGAUGUGUAAGAAGGUACAUAUUUAUGAAUAUAUUCCAUCACGGAGGCAGACUGAACGUUGUCAUUACCAUGAACAAUACCACGAUGAUGCCUGUACAUUAGGUGCCUACCACCCUCUGCUCUACGAGAAGCUGCUGGUACAGCGAAUGAACAAGGGUACAGAAGAUGACCUGAAGAGGAAAGGAAAAGUACAUUUACCAGGUUUUAGUGCCAUAACUUGCUUUGAAGCAGCCAAAUUUUCCACUAAUAAGAUGAACCCUAGAGGAGGGCAUUGAAGUACUCUGCAGACAUUACAGUAGCCCUCUGUGUGACAGCACAGGUAUUUUGUGCAGCAAGUAGCAGAACAGACGGUUUGAAAUUUGAAACCUGAAGAUGAAUUAAACUAAGUUUUGAUUUUCCAGAACUCUCUAAGAGCUGCUGUUUCUCAAAACAGCCAAAUGUUUUUUGAUUUAAUGUGUCUUACCAACUGUUUUUUUUGAACAUUUUUUUAAAUAUGUUUAGAAGAAUUAGUUAAAGCUGUCAGAAUUAUCUCCUUUCUGUCAACCAUAUGCUUCUUUUGUUUUAAUAGAAAUAUUUUUAAUACCACAACAUUUUGCUUUUUCUGGUUAGCUUGAGUUUAGUGGGGAUUGUUAGAGCAGUGGACUUCUUGAGGCCAAACUGAUGUUUGUUUUAUAAAGAGGUGCAGUGGGUGUACCUAGAGGUAUUACAUCGGAGUUUUGUGUGUCAUUGUUUUGAGAAUUCCUCUAAGUGCUUAUCAGUGUCAUUUUCUUGGCUUUAUUCUGCCUUUCCUUUACCUUUGGGUGUAGAGUAAUGAUGCAUUACUGCUGAAUUGCUUCACCUGUGCUCCCUUUACUUCUGGCUUUAAUUAUCCAUUUGGGAUUUUGCUGUUAACAGCACAGCAUGAUGCUUCUUUUUCUAACUAAAUCUCAUAGCCAGUUACUGACUUUCUCAUAUAGUACCGGAUGUCAAGCUUUUACGCAGGACGCUUCUUGCAAUGGGUUGGUCACUCUGCCAGUUGUGCCCAUGUUUUCAGGGUGCAGUGCACAUGCCUGCAUUAAAUGGCAGAAACAGCUUUCACUAGUAACUUCUCUCUACCCUUAGCAUUUACUUGUUGGCUUGCUGGCUGGCCACAAAUGUCAGACAAGUAGUUUUGUCUUCCUCAUCCUCUCAGGCAAAAGCAUAUUAAAUGAUCCACUGUUCCUCCUUUAGAUGAGCCUCACAUUACUUGUUAGAUCUUUUGCAUAAUAAGCAAUAGUAUCACUGAACUGUCAUGGCGAUUUUAAUGAUAUAAAGUUUGAACACUGGAUCUUUCUACCCAUUACUUUUCUGAUGUUCAUGAAUUGUAAGUGUAGGCACUUACAUGGAACUGACUACUCUGCUUUACCUUGAAAUGUACUUUUUUACCAAGAGAUUGUUUGAAAUAAAACCUGUUCUUUUAUAGGUAUUCUUUUUUGUGGAAUUAACUGCAGUUAUUGUUUAAUCAUUGCUUGCACUGCAACUGUGGGGAUUUUCCAUGUACAGCCAUACAAUCUGCUUGAAUUUUGAAGACUUCUCCUUGACAUAUUAUCUCAGACCUACUAUACUAACAUUAGAAGCCAUAGAGCAGUGGUAACUCUUUAUAUAAAUUAAAAGACUGUUAUGAUAUCACCUUGAAGAAAAGUUUUAAAAAAGCAUUGUGGAAUAAUACUACCACUGCACUGUAAUAAUUUUUCUAAUGCACUAUUUUCUGAUUCAUUUAACCUAAAUAUGAGUCUGUAAGAUCUUUGCUAUUGUGGGUAACCUUUUCUGUGCACAGUGACUUUAUUUUACUAUAAUUUCUGUAUCUAAGAUAUUGCCAGUUCAAUUGUAUUAUAUCUAAAUGGUAACAACCAUCUUUUACAUUUUCUUAAAAAAAUGAAUUAAGCUUUAUUGAAAGGCUCUAGUCUGAUGGACGUAUAACAUCUUACACCAAAUAAAACAAGAUUAUUUUAAUCUUUUGUAGUCAAA
This is a messenger RNA of Protopterus annectens (West African lungfish), 2455 nucleotides long. Its product is annotated as beta-galactoside alpha-2,6-sialyltransferase 2-like. Bases 1 to 744 code for a protein of 247 amino acids. The transcript is spliced from 4 exons. Lineage: Eukaryota; Metazoa; Chordata; Ceratodontiformes; Protopteridae. Gene Ontology annotation, molecular function: sialyltransferase activity. The record is from RefSeq and is a predicted model, not a curated record.